Messenger RNA from Suillus fuscotomentosus, 4416 nucleotides. RefSeq lists its product as uncharacterized. The transcript is spliced from 9 exons. The record is from RefSeq and is a predicted model, not a curated record. Lineage: Eukaryota; Fungi; Basidiomycota; Agaricomycetes; Boletales; Suillaceae. Bases 1 to 4416 code for a protein of 1471 amino acids.
AUGUAUUCUAUGUUGCAUGCACACACUCAGUCCGAUUUCCCAGCACGUUACGAAAACUCGGCUCCCAUCAGAAAUGAGGCGCAUAUAGCCACCUCGCAUCAAACAAUGGUCUUCGUCGGAUCAGACCCCAAUACAGAUUCAUCGGCGUCUGGGCAUUCUAAUAGCCCAGACAUAGACUUCAACAUACAAUUAUCGGAAGAUACCACGGCAUACUCGCAAGAUUACGCUAACUUAUUGCCUCCUUCUCGAGGUCCUAGCUCAUACUGGGGCCGAUCAGAUUCAGACUCGCAAGGUUCAUCUUCCCUCUCAGUCCCUGAUUCCGAGAUUGAUAUCGAGGAACAACUAUUAAUAAACACGCCGGACUCGCUCUAUAACGUGUACAUGGCUAAGGUACUAGUGGUAACCAUCGGUACCCAACAACAAUGGAGGAUGCUAUGCCCUGACUGCAAAGAAUGGGUCCAAACGAGCAUCUCAUCCCAACUUCCUCUCUGGUAUCCUGGGCAGUUCAGCUCAUUGAGCAGCCAUCGAGGCAGCCACAAGUGCAUCAAGGCAUCAACCGACAAAAACAAACCUGUGCUUGAUCGGACCAUGUCUGAUGCGCCUUUGUCUCGUUCCCUGAGUCUUAUGUCUGAUCACAGACCUCGUCAUGCUCUCUCACCUGCACCUGCUUUUAAUAGUGUCUGCACUGGAGUUCCCAUUGUCUGGCCAGAGGACCUCCGCCCUUUCAUUAUGCUCUUUCCUUGGGAGCGCUAUCACAAUGGCCCAGAUGCCCUACCUUUCUUUGUCGACACUCGAAAUCCCAGCGCUCUUCACCUCCAGUCUAAGCGCUGCUUGUCAUAUGGUACUCCCUGUGAUGAAUGCACUGAGAUCCCUCUUCAUGUCGAACGUCUGGCAGACAUUGCGCACACUCCAAAAGCGCACACUAACUACAAGUUUUUAGGUCUUGCACAUGUGCAGGACAUUGCAAGGACUUACGCAGAACAAAUCAAGCAGUUGAAGCUGCAGCUGAAUGAUUCGCGCAAAUAUAUGAGUGCGCUCACGCAGCUCGAUGACUACAAUCAACUCCUCAUGGCUGUAUCUGAACGAGACAUUCCUCGCCUUCAACAGAUCAUCAACGUUGCUUUACGCAAUGGUGCCAGCAUCCGUCAGAUAGUCAAUAAACUAGAGGAUGCCCUUGAGGGUGCUUACCAUCCUCAGGAAUAUGAUGCGACUGACCUGGAUAUUGCCACCCUUGUCUACAGGCUUGGUGGUCGUCAACUUCUCUUCGCACUAAACCAGAAACUUGCUAUCCCUUCCCUUCGCACACUCCGCACUCGAGCUGUCUUCACCAUCAUCACUCCCACAAUUGGGACCAUUCGUAACGAGCAUUUUGACAACAACAUUCAUGCCGUCGUUCUUAGUAGCUGCAUGGAAUCUGUCUUGUGUGGUGUCAGUCUUAUGAUUGACAAGAUUGCACUCGAGGAGAUGGCCAUCCAUUUCAGCAAGUACAACAAGGUCGGCGGUCUAUGUUGGAAACACUCACACCUCGUCGAUCCUGUUCUCCGCACUUAUGAAUCUGCAGUCAACAUUGCACAGAAGAUCCAUGAUGGUCAUGUCCAUCUGGGCAAGGAACUAACUGUUAUGGGGGCCUUGUGUUUUGGCCGGGACGAAAUAUUCCCUAUAUUAGCUGCUCCUACUUGCAAGACCGAGAACACCAAUGACAUGGAGCAGAUUCUUGCUCAAGCAAUUGCUCAAUGGAACUCAACUGGUGCGGUGGCACAGAUCGGACCAGUCUGGUCAGUUGCAACUGACGGUGACGCUACUCGACGUGCUGCUGGCCAUAGGCUGUUCGUCAAGAGUCCACUCUCUGAGGGCUCAGAUUUGUAUGGUACACUCAUCAACAUGCCGGGAUUGAAUCUGUUCACUGGCAACAGCGAGGUGACACUCGACUUUGACUUCAAACACAUAUUCAAGCGCAUAUGCACUCUCCUUCGAUCUCCCGCCAGUGUCGUACUCAACAAUGGUCGCAUCAUCAAUUCAAUGAUGCUUGCACGGUACCUUGUAUGGCUACCUGCCUUCGACGAAGCGGCUGUCACCAAACUUCUCUACCCAGAUGAUCCUCAAGAUGUCCCUCGUGCUGUUGAGCUUAUGCUUGCCAUCAUUGAGUUCUCCAAUUCUCAACAUUCCAUCAUAAACGACUCGUUUUCAACUGACAUUGACACUCGCGCGGAUCUCCAAUCAAUUGCUCUCCUUAGUGCUCUCCUGGAGUCCAUCCUCCUGCCUUUCACUGAUGUCUCCCUCUCCCUGUCCGAACAAUUUAAUUCGGUAUUCUGCCUCACUAAGCAACAAACGCUAGACCCAUACGCUCCUUUUUUCCUUGGGGAUGUUGGGGACGACCCCCUCGAGAUCCUUUUCGGGCGCACGUGCAUGAUUGGGGGCCAUAACUCUGCGUCUUUGUACGCUCAGGCUCUUGAUUGUUUAGGAGCUGCAAAGGAUAUCAACGGUGUCUUCAGGCGUCAUCCAGAGCUGGAUCCAGGCCACCGGCGCCUCAAAUUAAUGCGUCAGGAAGGCGUUGAUCACAUCAAUCGCGAGAUCUGGAAGGGCAAUAUCAUUUCCGGCCGAUGUGAUCUGCCCAUGGCAUGGCGCAGUGGCCAUGAUGCUGCUCUUUCCAUCCUUACCACAUCCCAACUCGAGCCAACUCAUUAUUCAUUUGCAGAGCUUUUCAGGUACCUCGGGAUCACUACAGACAACGACCUCGAGGACACCAGCGAAGUUCCCUAUAUUCCUCCUCCUGUUGCAAUCACCCCUCCCUCUCAGUGUCUAGAGACAGUCUUGGCACAUGAUCACGACCACUCAGUUCCCGACCCGGAGGUCUCAGCGGGAGGUGAAGAUGACGAAGAAAUGAUGCUUACUUUCCAGGAGGCAUUGAUCGAUGAGUCAUCUGCUGAUGCCCCUGCUCCCUGCUCAUCUUCUCACCGCAUCCCUCGAGACCCUUCGACUCCUGCUUUGCCACAGGGGCCUGGAAUACGCCCCGAUGAUUACCUCCUAUACAAAGGAAGGUGGAUCCACAAACAGACGAUAUGUCGUCUCGUGAUCAACAAGGAUUUUAUUUCCAAGUCCCUUAACCGCCUCGAGUGCGUCCAUGGAGGUUAUACUAAAGUCAACAAACAUGUUGACAUAUCAGCAGGUCAUAUCACAGAUCACAAUCUCUUUCUUGUCGGGGACAUUUUUCUCACUGUCCUUUGCUCUGGUCACACUCUUUCGAUUGGUGUACCUCAUUCCACCACUGUCAGCCUCAACAAUAUCUCUCAUGCAUCAAUUAAUGUGACAAUAAUGAAGGCAUUGCGAAACACGGCUAAGAUAACUGGUCAACUACUCAGUCUCGUGGCAACUGACCCUCCUCCUGACGGCUCUCAAUCGUUUUUAUGGGACGGGGGAUACAUCAAGGCUUGUUCCAUCAUUCAAGGAACAUCGGAGCAUACAGAAUGUGUCAUUAUGGUCACUGUUCCUGGUUCCCUCAUUGAACCAGUCAAUCCCGAGGCUACUUUCAUUCACCUAAGGGAUGACGUUGACACUGACAAGUUCACUCAAGUCAAUGGCGGCCAAAGCACCUGGAAGAUCUCUCAGGACAUAAUGCAAGCAGCUUGCGAACUCCUCUGGGCCAAAGCCAAUGAGUUGAAGGUCAACCUGAAGUCUAUUGCAGUCAUCAUUCCAUCAGUGCCAAACAUGUUCCCUUACCGACUCCCAGACAGCACUCCGGCAGUCAUUUCUGUCGAGGCCAGUAACCAACUCACAGCAUCCGAAGGGGAGCGCAUCACAACGUGUCCACUUUGCAACACCAAGGUCGUCGACAUGCGCGAUCACGUAGGCCGCCAUAUAUUGCGCGCAUUGACUAACACUAUCGAGGAGCUGCCUUUGAAGCAAGAGGUCGGUCUUAUGAGCCCGUGCGGCUUCUGUGGUCAUGCUGGAGUGCCUGAGUGCACUAUCACUAUAACAGUACCGAGCAGCGGGGCACCUACCUGGGAAACGAAGUGCAUAUACAAGCACACAUUCAGGUAUGGAUCAGCUGACUCAGGAUCGAAGAACAAGCCCUGUCGCAACUUACCCCUCAAAUGUGAACUUUGUCACCUUGUGCUCCCUCCUCAACCCGGCAAGACCACGCGAAAAGGACCCAUUCUCCCCGUCGAAGCUGUCUGGCGCUACAAUAUGACGGCACACAUCCUGGGCCAGCACGAGGAGUACGCUGUCCCUGGACAUAGAGAGGCAGGGGUUCCAUUGCCAAUCUCGAGCAAGGUGCUUCACGCAUCCCAAAGGAUCGGUGGCAGCCCUCGCACAGUGGUUCGUCGGAGCGAGGAGAAGGAAAACAUACCUGUAGCAUCGGGUUCUCAUACUAAAUGUCCUGCCGCCGAGUCCGCUGGAUCUCUUCUCUCCAAAUGA